AUGGAGCUGCUCCUGGAGCUGGUAUUGCUAGUGAAAAAGAAGCCCGAAGGCCGACAACUGUGGGAAGAUUUUGUGCUCAACGAAGCUGUUGAAAUUGUUGAGCGCCAAAGGCCACCUAGUGGAAAUUAUCCUAAAGGCCUUUUUCAAAGCAGUAAUACAAUUACCUCGGACUUUCUAGACGAGAAGACUCAGCAAACAUACAUAAAUGUACUCACCAAAGAUGGGAUGCCAUUUCUAUAUUCUCUUGUCUAUCGUGUUCUAUCAAAAUCGAAUGAUGUUGAAGCAUAUGCUCCAGUCGAUGGUCAUGAUCAGAUCACAGCUGAUUUCGAUAACGAUGAUGAGGAAGGCCUCAACAUGGAAGAAAUCGCUUAUGGCCACGUUCCGUUGUCCGAAAUGCAUAGAACUAGGCGUUUUAAGAGUAUCUCCACACUUGUGUGUGGCAUGAUUGCCUUUGCAAGGAACCGUCGACACAACGGGAUUCAAAUCAAGAAUGCCCUUCAGCUUGUUUCCUGCGGCGUCACUGACCGGGUGAACCAAUUCUUAAUGUAUCAUGGCUUGGUUUGUGGUCAACGGACCGCUAUGGCAGCUCUCAAGACCCUAUCUUCAAAUGCGGAAGCUGGAAUCAAGAAUUUUUUUUCAGAUACUUUCAAGAACUUGCCCAUUGCCCCAAUAAUAUGUAUUGACAAUCUAGAUAUUGAAGAGAGGGUUCAUACUCAUGCCGUCGGAAACCGUACCCGCACAUUCCAUGGAACAUGGGGCUAUUUUCACUUGCCACCUCAAGACCUAUUGGACACUCUCGAUAUAUCAGAAAUCACUCUGGAAAAAUUUAACGAGGCCAUGCGAAAAGUACCAACAUUCUCAAUCCAGCCAUCGAUGUUCAUGCCCACACUAGAAUCGGAAGAAAAUUACAAAUUGGUCUGGAAGAGUCAAAUUGCUCGUGUCAUGAAUCAAUAUGUAGCUGCACCUCACGAUUACUCCUCAGCGAUAAGUCUCAACCCACCUGUGGUUGAGCAGAUAUCAAAGACUCCGCCAAACAUCCAAAUGCUCAAAUUAAUGGAUGCCUCUGAAAACAGUGCCGAUGGGAUCAGUAAGGUACUCGACUCGGUGGUUAAGCAGACUGGGUUGUCACCCGAGGAGUUCUUUGGGAAACUCAUCCUUAUGGAUGGCGAUCUUGCUACGUGCCGAAAUUUCAACAGCCUUCGGUCUAUGCGUAUACCAAGUAAAUAUGCGAAACAUGGGCUGAAUAACAUUUCUUUUCAGCUUGGUGCUUCACACACCCUUUGGAAUAUCGCACAUUGCAUCUUCAAAACUCACUUCGGCGAUCCAAAAAGCUCCUCAGAUACAGGUGCUUGGCGUGUCUUACAUUCUCUUGGUGUUCCCCACCAAAAGGCGAUGACCAAGAAAGACUUCUCUUUAAUGAUCAAGUAUAUGGAGCAAGUUCAUGAGGCUACCAUAUUAUAUGGACUCAAGGUUAUCAUGGGCACCGAGUCUGAGGCACUUAUCGACUUCGAUGAUGCAAACCCUAAGCCAAAGAUCAAAACAGAAAAAUGGAAUAGUAUCAUUAAUCAAUUCUACAAUCGAUUUUGUACUGCUGAGGCAAGAGCAGAUGCUGGUGGAGGCAAACAGAGCAAUGAAAGCAGGGGAUAUCGGUCGCUUGAUGGAUGUGUGGAAGAUGUGGGCGGUCAUGAGCCAAGGAUUGAAAGGGCUCAAUAA
Molecule: messenger RNA, 1713 nt
Organism: Puccinia graminis f. sp. tritici CRL 75-36-700-3
Lineage: Eukaryota; Fungi; Basidiomycota; Pucciniomycetes; Pucciniales; Pucciniaceae
Exons: 5
Coding region: 1-1713 (570 amino acids)
Source: RefSeq, a predicted model, not a curated record